Messenger RNA from Dermacentor silvarum, 796 nucleotides. RefSeq names its product estradiol 17-beta-dehydrogenase 2-like. The transcript has 3 exons. The record is from RefSeq and is a predicted model, not a curated record. Lineage: Eukaryota; Metazoa; Arthropoda; Arachnida; Ixodida; Ixodidae. The coding region runs from base 106 to 525 and encodes 139 amino acids.
UACAUGGGGAUUUUAAGUCAUCUGGAAGCUGCAGUGAAAGCUCAGUCGAUGGCAGUGUGACGGAAUGGGAGACUUUUCAUCGCAGAUCGACCAGCAGCCUUCAGCAUGCUGACCAUCAACAGGCUACUGCUGGUGGCUGCUCCAUGCACCUGGGCUCUUGCAUCGACAGUGCCCGUGCUGGCGGUGACCUUCGCAAACCUGGGGUUCGCUUUCAUCGUGAUUCUUGUAUCCUACUGGUCACUAUGGCACUUUAGGCAGCUGUUCUUCAACGGGCUGGUUAGUCACAAAGGGAAGGCUGUACUCAUUACAGGUUGCGAUACUGGCUUUGGACACUUGCUCGCUGAUCGACUAGCCAAAGAUGGUUUUCUUGUAUUUGCUGGGUGCCUGGAUGCCUCUGGCACAGGUGCCAAUAUCCUCCGAGAACGAACGAACAUCCGUGUGCUUCAGAUGGAUGUCACCAAGAAAGAAGAUAUUGAUGCGGCAUUCGAAAUCGUGGAAAAUGACCUCGACAACAAAGGUCAGUAAUGCUAUCAGAGAUCGUACCUGCCCCCCUGAAAUAAAAUUUAGUUUGCUUUCAUAAACCACCACUAAAUGAGAACACUGCAGGCAUGAUAACAUGUGUCGCCUCCGAUGGCAAAUUAAGUUGACUGACUUACGACUGGAUGGAUGCGAAGUGACACUUGGGUUCGUUACUCUAGCAAUCACCUUCGCGUUCGGCAACUAGAAUUCAAUAGCGCUUGUUGGGGCUAUUUUGUGACCUUUCACGUGCGCCUUUCACUGAUUUAGCAAUGCUCUA